Molecule: messenger RNA, 528 nt
Organism: Ustilago hordei
Lineage: Eukaryota; Fungi; Basidiomycota; Ustilaginomycetes; Ustilaginales; Ustilaginaceae
Product: putative CNB1 - calcineurin B, regulatory subunit
Exons: 1
Coding region: 1-528 (175 amino acids)
Molecular function (GO): calcium ion binding; calcium-dependent protein serine/threonine phosphatase regulator activity
Source: RefSeq, a predicted model, not a curated record
AUGGGUCAACAAGGCUCAGCACUGCUAUCCGAAAUCGAACAAACCUCGAACUUCAACAGCAAAGAAAUUCAACGACUCAAAAAACGAUUCAUGAAACUCGAUCAAGAUGGUUCCGGCUCCAUCGACAAAGAUGAAUUCCUGCAAAUCCCGCAGAUCGCAAACAACCCUCUGGCCCUCCGCUUGAUCGCUAUCUUUGACGAAGACGGUGGUGGAACGGUCGACUUUCAAGAAUUCGUCGCUGGUCUUUCCGCUUUUUCCAACCAAGGCUCACGAGAGGAGAAGCUAAAGUUCGCAUUCAAAGUAUAUGACAUGGAUAGGGAUGGAUUGAUUAGCAAUGGAGAAUUGUUUUUAGUACUGAAGAUGAUGGUUGGGAAUAAUUUGAAAGAUCAACAGUUGCAACAGAUUGUAGAUAAGACAAUUAUGGAGGCCGAUACAAAUGGAGAUGGCAAGUUGGAUUUCGAAGAGUUCCAAGCGAUGGUGGCGAAUACGGAUGUUGCUAAACAGUUGACUUUGGAGGAUUUGUUCUGA